Molecule: messenger RNA, 670 nt
Organism: Trifolium pratense (red clover)
Lineage: Eukaryota; Viridiplantae; Streptophyta; Magnoliopsida; Fabales; Fabaceae
Product: classical arabinogalactan protein 5-like
Exons: 1
Coding region: 92-493 (133 amino acids)
Source: RefSeq, a predicted model, not a curated record
UCCCAACCCUAAUCUUUCUUCACCAAGUCACAAACACUCCAAAUCUUCUCAUAAACCCUAAUUUUUCAAUCUCCUUCUUAAUCUUUCAACUAUGGCUUCCUACACCGUUAUGUUGAUGCUUUUCGCUACAUUGUUGGUGAGUUCCACCAUCGCUCAAUCUCCAUCAUCAUCACCGACCAAAUCUCCCGUUGCUACUCCACCAAAGGCUUCACAGUCUCCAGCGGUUUCUCCCUCCGCUACCUCACCGGUUUCUUCUCCUCCCGUCCCUGUGAAAAGCGCUCCUACUCCUUCACCAUCCGCCAUCAACUCUCCACCAUCUCCUUCUCCUGUCGCCGCUGAUUCUCCUGCCGCCACUCCUGCUGCUGUUACUCCAUCAUCGAUCUCUUCUCCAUCUGAAGCACCAUCACCAAAUGAGAACUCUGCUGCUUUGAACAGAUUUACCUUCGCCGGAUCUGCCGCUGUUUUGGUUUUUGCUGCGGCUUUGAUGAUGUAGAGAGUUACUGAGUUUUUUUAUUUUGGUUUUAACUGUUAAUCACGAAUAUACAUGGAUCGUGUGAUUUAUUUUGUUGCUUUUUCGAUCUGUGUGACGAUUCAUUCAUUCCAUUAUUUUAUGUAAUCUACUCCGUAUUUAUUUUUAAUUUUAAUGAGCUAUACAUUUUAUUCUUUUCAA